UUGUCUUCCACAGAAAACCGCGAACUCGCGUAAUUCAAAAAUUAACGGUCAUUUUUAUUCUAUUUACCGGUUGUUUGGUGAACUAACCGGCCGGAGCGUCUCAAGAGCAUAUACUUUUCAACUCCCGCUCGUACUGUUGGGGGCGCUAUAACUUUCUUCUUUAGUUCACCGGUGAAAUCGCCGAAGAAAAAAAGAUUGGAGCACUCAGACGAUGUUGAGCAUGAAAGCGCAGGUGGAGGUGGUCUGCUGUAAAUCAGUAGGAACUGAUCUGUCCAUGCUGGAUAUUGAGGAUUUCAUCACAGAAAUCUGUCAGCUGAAGAAAGAGGUGGCUUCACUGGAGACAAAGCUGAGAGAAAGAGGAGACAAACUGAACAGAGAGGAUUCAGUCUGGAGCGUCAGAGAUCAGAGAUCCAGAGACACACAGGACUCAGAGCUCAGCCUCACUUUACUCUGUUAUACUGAUGCUCAGGAUCAUGAAUCCACUGAUCAAACCUCUGACUGUAACGCUGGAGAACAGCAGAUGCUGCAGACGCCGCUGAAGAUGUGCUCCGUCAAACUGGUGGACUGCAGGAACCUGAUCGAGAGCAGAGGAGAAGAAACCACCGCAGAGAAAGAACAACAACACACUGAUGAGGAAGAGCAGGAGGAGGAUGAGAAUAAUGGGGAUGAUGAAGAUGAUUAUGCUGAGAAUAAUGAUGAUGUUGACAAUGGUGACUUUCUUCCUUCAGAUUACAGCGCUGGUUCAUCUUCUGAUGGAGAAACUGCAUCUACAUCCAAAGAGCAAAGAACAAAGAAGAGUUUCUCCUGUGCCACCUGUGGAAAAACAUUCAGCAAACAGUGUAAUUUAACAAGUCAUGCCAGAAAGAAAAAACACACAGAACAGAAUGACUUCAGCUGCAAGAUAUGCAACAUCAGCUUUCCAACCUUCAAAGAGAGAACACUUCAUUCAAAGGAGCACAGCGUGAAGAAGGAGUUUCGCUGUGAACAGUGCGGGAAGGAUUUCUUCACCACUCCUUAUAAUAUGAGAGCUCAUAUAAAGACACACGAAGAAAAGUCUCUUCAGUGCAAUGAAUGUAGCAAGUUUUUCCGGAACAAACGAGAUCUUUCUGUUCAUAUGAGAAUUCACACGGGUGAAAAACCGUAUCAGUGCCCUCACUGCGAGAAGAGCUUCAGCCAGAGAACUCAUCUGAAGAGACAACUACUCAUGCACAGUGAUGAAAAUCCGUAUCAGUGCAGUGAAUGUGGAAAACAUUUUAUAAGCUCAGCUUCUCUAAAGUUACACCAAAAAAUGCACUCUGAUGACAAACCGUAUCAGUGUUCACACUGUGAGAAACGUUUCUAUCUUUCGAGUCGCAUGAAAACCCAUGAGAGGAUUCACACUGGAGAGAAACCGUACCUGUGCUCCGACUGCGGGAAGAGCUUCGCUAGAUCAUUUGCUUUAAAAGUUCAUCAGAGAAGUCACACGGGAGAAAGACCGUAUCCCUGUAGUGAUUGUGGGAAGGGUUUUAUUAACGCAAAUGACUUAAAAGUGCACCGGAGGACUCAUACAGGAGAAAAACCUUUUAAAUGCUCAUAUUGUGACAAGACUUUCGCUCGAGCAUGUGUCAAAAAUGUCCAUGAACGACAUCAUACAGGAGAGAAACCUUACUGCUGCUCCAUCUGCGGAGAGAGAUUCUCUUUUAUAUGGGGUUUUCAGACCCACAAGAAGAAACAUUCUGCCCCAAUCAUGAUAGCUUCAUCAUGUAAUUAUUUUAUGAACACCAGUAAUGCUGUUUCUAAGAUGUUGAGCAUGAAAGCGCAGGUGGAGGUGGUCUGCUGUAAAUCAGUAGGAACUGAUCUGUCCAUGCUGGAUAUUGAGGAUUUCAUCACAGAAAUCUGUCAGCUGAAGAAAGAGGAGAACAAACUGAACAGAGAGGAUGUGGAGCAGGUUUCAGUGCGUGUGACUGAUGGGACAGAAGCUCAGGAUUCAGUCUGGAGCGUCAGAGAUCAGAGAUCCAGAGACACACAGGACUCAGAGCUCAGCCUCACUUUACUCUGUUAUACUGACGCUCAGGAUCAUGAAUCCACUGAUCAAACCUCUGACUGUAAUGCUGGAGAACAGCAGAUGCUGCAGACGCCGCUGAAGAUGUGCUCCGUCAAACUGGUGGACUGCAGGAACCUGAUCGAGAGCAGAGGAGAAGAAACCACCGCAGAGAAAGAACAACAACACAAUGAUGAGGAAGAGCAGGAGGAUGAAGAUGAGGAUAAUGAGGAGGAUGAUGGUGACUUUGUUCCUUCAGACAACGCUGGUUCGUCUUCUGCUGGAGAAGCUGCAUCUACAUCCGAAGAGCGAUGGACAGUGACGGACUGUGGAAAGACAUUCAGCAAACAGGUUCAUUUAAUGAGACAUAAGAAAAAACACGGAGAACAGAAAGACUUCAUCAGCAAGAGAUGCAACAUCAGCUUUCCGACCUUCAAAGAGAAAACACUUGUUUCAAAAGAGCAUGGUGAGAAGAAGGAGUUUCACUGCGAACAGUGCGGGAAGGAUUUUUUCACCACUCUUCAUUGUAUGAGAGCUCAUAUAAAGACACACGACGAAAAGUCUUUCCAGUGCAACGAAUGUGACAAGUCUUUCCGCAACAAUAGUAAUCUUUCUGUUCAUAAGAGGAUCCACACGGGUGAAAAGCCAUACAAGUGCCCUCACUGCGAGAAGAGCUUCGGCCAGAGAUCUAAUCUGAAGGACCAUCUAUUUACACACACCAAAGAAAGGCCGUAUCAAUGCAGUGAAUGUGGCAAGUUGUUCAACACCAAACAAAAUCUUUCACGUCAUAAUAGGAUCCACACGGGUGAAAAGCCGUACAAGUGUCCUCACUGUGAGAAGAGCUUCACCGAGGGAUCUAGUCUGAAGAAACAUGUGCGUUUGCACACCAAUGAGAGACCGCAUCAGUGCAGUGAAUGUGGAAAACAUUUUGUGAGCUCAGGUUCUCUACAUUUUCACCAAAAAAUACACUCUGAUGACAAACCGUAUCAGUGUUCACACUGUGAGAAACGUUUCCGUCAUUCGACUCACCGGAAAACCCAUGAGAGGAUUCACACCGGAGAGAAACCGUACCUGUGCUCCGACUGCGGGAAGAGCUUCGCUAGAUCAUUUUCUUUAAAAGUUCAUCAGAGAAGUCACACGGGAGAAAGACCGUAUCCCUGUAGUGAUUGUAAGAAGAGUUUUUAUAGGCAAAGUUACUUAAAAAUACACCAGAGGACUCAUACAGGAGAAAAACCUUUUAAAUGCUCAUAUUGUGACAAGACGUUCGCUAUAUCAAAUUCCCUGAAGAUCCACGAACGAAUGCAUACAGGAGAGAAACCUUACCGAUGCUCCAUCUGCGGAGAGAGAUUCGCUCAUAAAUGGGGUUUUCAGACCCACAAGAAGAAACACGCUGCUCCAGAAUCAUCAUAGAUUCAUAAUUUUAGGUUGUGUAAAAAUGUAGUGCUACAGGAACAUUAUUUUAUGGUUGUAAAAAAUAACCCCUAAAACUAAAAUGUCUCUAGAACAUUAUUUACUGGGUAGAAAUCAAUAAUUUGGAUGAAAAAUUCACUGUAAUGUGCACGUUAUUGUCUGAUAUUGGAUUUUUGAACUGAGAUGGAAAUUGACUUUACUGAAUGAACAAUGAAGUGACUUUAACUGACUUUGCUUAAAACAUCCCGCAAGUUUCAUAACUUAAAAUGU
Molecule: messenger RNA, 3700 nt
Organism: Cyprinus carpio (common carp)
Lineage: Eukaryota; Metazoa; Chordata; Actinopteri; Cypriniformes; Cyprinidae
Product: zinc finger protein 347-like
Exons: 10
Coding region: 212-3430 (1072 amino acids)
Source: RefSeq, a predicted model, not a curated record